Molecule: messenger RNA, 1245 nt
Organism: Suillus subaureus
Lineage: Eukaryota; Fungi; Basidiomycota; Agaricomycetes; Boletales; Suillaceae
Exons: 10
Coding region: 1-1245 (414 amino acids)
Source: RefSeq, a predicted model, not a curated record
AUGUUCCCCACCAACCAGGGAACCCAACGACAUCCCAGUGGUGCUGUGGGUCCAUCAUACAAUGCAGGACCACCUCAGUUGUCACCGCUACCUAUUGACAACGGAGCCUUGCCUCAUGAUGACCCGUUUCUCAUGCACAGACAGCCAAACUCUGGACUGAAUGCACUGCAUCAGUUCAAUAAUAACUCAAAUGGGACACCUUACCAUGGUCACAAUCCUUGCCCACCAUUUGCAUACAGUGAUCCACCAUCCAAUGGUCCAGACCAAUCUCUGGGACUUAGUGCCAUGAUUGCGCAGCUGCUUGCAGAGGUCCAACGCCUAUCAGAAUCAAUGAACCUGCAGCAUGUCACAAAUAACCAGCUGCUUGCCUCAAAUCAGCAACUUGAAAACUUGAAUCAACAGCUUGUUGAAUCAAACCAACAACUCACCAUGCAUGUUGAAGCAAUUGAAUUGAUCCAAGCUGAGAGUAAGAAUGUGGGCAAGAAGAAAGCUGGGUUGAAGAAUGUAUCCAAUAAACAUAUCUUGCUCAAAAAGAAUGAGCAUGUACUGGCACUUGGCACUGUAAAACUGCUUCCAAACAGGGAGCCAUUCGAGGUCACAGAUGACAAUAAGAGAAUUUGGCAUCCGAACUGGCUGGGGAAGGUUGAUGAUGCUGUGAAUGCCAAGUUUAUCCACAAUAUUGUGCAACAUGUUUGGAACAAUGAGAAGGCCACAAAGGCUCAUUGCCAGGCUGCUAUCAAAUAUGAGCAGGAGACUGGAAAUUGUGGUGCUGUUGCAAUGAUUGAUACCAAUUUUGCAUUGGAUAUCUUCUCAUACUCAGAGGACAAUUUAUCAGAUGAUGUGUGGAAGAGAUGUACAGAAGCUGAAGUAGGAAAAUUGGCCAACAUGAUUGUUGGACAUCAAUGCAUGAAGGACAGUGUGACCAGUAAUGCAGGAGGUCCUGAAGAGCAAUUGGAAAAUGAAGCAGCAGUGCCUGCCAGAAAGCAAACCAUACCUUUCAAGAAUAUGUGCUUCCUAGAUGGUGUUGACUGGCUGAAAGGGUUCUACAGUUGGUUGAGGGAAGAGGACUUGAUGAAGGAGGAUGGGAAGUAUUUGAAGGAGCUGGAGGAGCAGCAUGGUGAAGAUAGCAUGGAUGAUGAGACAGAACCUCAGACCUUGAUGCUAAUCUUUCUGCAAUAUCCAUUCAGGGUUGAUAAGAAAAGGGAGCUGGGUGUUUUGGUUACGAUACUCCCUGAGCUCCCAUAA